Messenger RNA from Acanthaster planci (crown-of-thorns starfish), 798 nucleotides. RefSeq lists its product as uncharacterized. Gene Ontology annotation, cellular component: cytosol. Gene Ontology annotation, molecular function: acyl carrier activity; phosphopantetheine binding; acyl binding. Gene Ontology annotation, biological process: fatty acid biosynthetic process; lipid A biosynthetic process. Lineage: Eukaryota; Metazoa; Echinodermata; Asteroidea; Valvatida; Acanthasteridae. The record is from RefSeq and is a predicted model, not a curated record.
AAAUGCGCAGUAGAAAGACGAAACACCGAUGGAAUUCAAAACACUUUUUCAUCCACCCUGCAGACUAUUCAGGAAAGGGUUGUUAAGAUAACUGUGGAACAACUAGGCGUCGAUGAGGCGAAAGUCACUGCGGAAGCUGGUUUUGUGGAAGAUCUUGGCGCUGACAGUCUAGACACGGUGGAACUCGUGAUGGCUUUCGAGGAGGAAUUCGAGGUGGAAAUCCCAGACGAAAAAGCGGAAGAGCUGAAAACUGUGGGACAAGUCUUGGACUACUUGAAAGAAAACAUGAAGUAAUCAUCGGAGUUUUGAGUUCUUGUAUAGCUGCUUGGAUUUUCCCACAGUUUACCGCAUUGCUGGACGCUGUGGCACUGAUUGCAAACUCGUGUACAAGUAACAAAUAGACUAAAAUUUGUUUUUAAAAGGGAAUUUUGUGGAAACUGAUAGAAAAAGUAAAGGAAUAUUUUAACAUGCUUCAGAAAAUUUUUAACUAAUUGUCUGGUGAGAGGUCUUUUGUUUUGAUUUUCAACUCAUGCACAUAUAAACAUUGAUAGCCAAGAAAAACUUCUGGUUACAUGUAUGGGAGCUAACACAGUUUUAGGUGCAUGGAGUAGCUAGGCCUGGUAAAACUAAACGUCAGUUUUUGUGUCCUCUUGUUCCGUUUCGCUUUGCGUCUGAUUUGGUUUUCGCUUUUUAUGUGAAAUUUAAGGGAAGCUGAAACUCUUUCGAUGUGUGAUGUUUGAAUUAUUCCCAAAAUGUUUACAAGUUCUGAUUAAAACAGCCUGGAAAUUUUUAUUUCAA